AGCAGACUGAUUGCUACAAUUACAUCUAUUCUACGUAAACCUGUGCACAAUGGCGCUUAUUAGUAUUAAUUUUAGUAGUCGUAUUCUGACCAUUCAUCUUGACAGUCUUACUCUGUCAAUAGCUCCCUAGCUAGAAAGCUAGCUAGCAAUGUUAUCAUUACAGCAUUGCAUUAUAAAGGCAAGCCAGCUAGGUUUCUGCAAUUGUCAGUGACAGACCAGAGCAUCUGCCGUGUUUUUUGCACAAGUCACUGACACUAUGGCCGACGGGUAACAGGAUUUUGUAGGCAGAGAUAUUGCGAGGGGCUGAAGAGAGUGGGAAAUGGAGGGAGGGACAUUCUCCGGAAUGAGGAAGAAAUGGUGACGCUAGUCUCGCUAGUCUCGGGGAUAAUUGUUAUCACUCAAAUAAGCGUUGAUUAGGUAACGUGCCCGAGCAGUGGGCGCACUGCGCGGGGGCUCGAUGUGCCUGCAGUCCGCGAGGCUGUGCUCGUGAGUGCAGAGAGAGAGGCUGCUUCUCUGGUUUGAAGAGCUUCGCUAGGCGAGAUGGCCGUUCAGGACUGAGGAAGUUUGGUGGUUGCACCGAACGAAUGCCCUGCAGUCUGCUAUCUGCUUGUGUCUUGUGGAAACUUAGGGGAAGAAAUCAAGCCAAAUAUUGCACCACAAACUGUGUACAUUGUCAGUCAUCUUUAUUAUGGACUUGUCAUGAUGAUUUAAUCAUAUUACAGUUUGUGUGGAGUAUAUUGUCACAGUGGAGUAUCUGGGUGUUAAAUCUUGCAGUUUCAGAUUUGCAAAGUAGCAGGAGGCUGAGGAGCAUUGUGGGAUAGCUGUCGUCACACCCCUUGCCAGUAGUUGUGAGGGAGAAGAGAUUUUUAGCUCGACUGGCAAUCAAUGCAUCAAAUCAGGCAGUACAAAUCGGUCAGUGGGUUUCUGGGUUUAUAGAUCAGUUAGUCUGCCAGUGCAGCAGUCGGUGUCAGCGGGGAACGCAGUGAUGGAGUGGUCCCUGGAGAGGGUGCGCGAGCUGGUGGCAGGUGGGAUGCAGUCAAUGCGGGAGUGCGAGUCCAGCGCUGUGGGCACAGCCUUCUGCCUGCUGCUGCUCUUUGUGUGGUACUGCUACCGCGUGGGCCGCGAGCACAGCGCCCCCACCCUGCGUGGAGGCUACAGUGCGGACCCGGGCAGGGGAGGCGGAGGGGGCGGCGGUGCCCUGAUCAGCCCCGAGGUGGGGGGCAGGGGCAAGGGGAGGCAGGUGGCCGGUGUGGAGGAGCAGAACGGCUUUGCCUACUGCCACUCGCCCGAGUGCUUCCGCUGCAUCCACGCCGGGGAGGGGCUGAACCAGCGGCUCUACCACAGCCUGCAGGACUACGCCAAGCGCUACACUUGGGCCGGUAUGGGCCGGGUCCACAAGGGGGUGCGGGACCAGGGCCGGUACCUCUCCAGCCGCCCCUCUAUCCAGAAGCCGGAGGUCUUCUUCCUGCCCGACCUUCCCUCCGCCCCCUUCUUUUCCCGGGAGGCGCAGAAGCACGACGUGGAGCUGCUGGAGCGCAGUUUCCCCGCCCUGCUGGCGGAGUUCGAAAGCGUGUACCACCACCCCCCGGCCAGGUCCGGCUCCUCCCUGCCGCCGGGGUGGAAGGCCAACAGCACCCCGCACGGGCAGUGGUGGACCUUCUACCUGGUCAACCAGGGCACCCCGCUGGCUCUGAAUGCCCGGCGGUGCCCCCGGGCCUGGAGGGUGCUGGGCCAGCUGCGCACCUUCAUUGCCAACAACGUGUUCGGGAACGCCUGCUUCUCCGUGCUGAGCCCCGGAGCGCUGAUUACUGAACACUACGGCCCCACCAACGUCAGGCUGCGCUGCCACCUAGGUCUGAGGGUGCCCUCUGGCUGUGAGCUGGUGGUGGGCGGAGAGCCGCAGUGCUGGUCAGAGGGGAGCUGUCUGCUGUUUGAUGAUUCUUUCCUGCACACGGCCUUCCACGAAGGCAGUGCAGAGGACGGCCCCAGGGUGGUCUUCAUGGUGGACCUCUGGCAUCCAAAUGUGGCAGCUGCAGAGAGACAGGCACUGGAUUACAUCUUUACUCCUGGCCGCUGAGAGAGAAAGAAUGAAAGGAAAAAAAGGGCAGAGAAAGGAGGAGAAAGAAAGCUAGAGUGAGGGAGACCCCUCAUCUCUCCAUGUACAUAUCUUUUCUUCUACUCUGAUCACCAGUUCCACUGAGUUGUAUCUUCUCUUUGGGACUCACAUUUGACCAAACAGACUUUAUCUAAAGUGCAAUGUAAUGUUUACAGUCUCCUCUCUAACCUAAUUCUACUGCUGAUUCAUCCCAUUUACAUUGUGAUAAUCUACAAUGCUGUACAUUGGAGGCACUUAAAUAUCAACACCCUCCCUAAACUGAAAAAGAGGUAGACAUUUCACACAUAUUGUACUACACUGUUGGAUUGAGCACAUAUGAAUCUUGUUUACUAGUUUGUCAGAGACAAUCUGCACUGUACUGUAAACACUUUCUGAUACAGAUUUACUGUUGACGAGAUAUUCGGGUAACGAGAGAUGUUGAAUUCAGUAUCAAAUACUUUAUAUUGCUAUUCACCGGCGGUGGGAACACAUAGAAGAAAAAACACUUGAGCCAGUUUCUUACUGUUUGAAGUUUGUAAUGUGAAAUCUGUUAUAGGCUCAUUCGGUGAAUAAUGGGCAUGCAUAUCUAGCUAGAUUAAUUCUUUUUCUGUGUAUGUACAGUACUCGUUCUCUAAAUGACUUUGAAGUUAUUGCAUCAGUUAUUCAUAUAUUCAGUGUUCUUGUAUGGGACGACUUUUGUACAGGUUUUGGAAUUUUAAAAAGUGGUUUUACUGCUGAGUGAGAUUUUAUACUCAUGUUCUGUGAUAUUCUGCAUUCCAGUUUUAUGGUGACAUUUGCUUCCAUUGCUUUCUGUGCCGUGAAUUUUGCAACAGUAAAUUCUUAAACAAAAAAGGCGAAGACCUUUUUUUUUUACACAAAAUGGAUUAAUUGAAUAACUAUAAGUCUACCUGAAA
Messenger RNA from Anguilla rostrata (American eel), 3009 nucleotides. RefSeq names its product aspartate beta-hydroxylase domain containing 2 (gene asphd2). NCBI's taxonomy places the organism in Eukaryota, Metazoa, Chordata, Actinopteri, Anguilliformes, Anguillidae. Bases 986 to 2077 code for a protein of 363 amino acids. The transcript has 4 exons. The record is from RefSeq and is a predicted model, not a curated record. Gene Ontology annotation, cellular component: membrane.